Messenger RNA from Triticum dicoccoides, 808 nucleotides. RefSeq names its product glutathione S-transferase 1-like. Gene Ontology annotation, biological process: glutathione metabolic process. The transcript is spliced from 3 exons. The record is from RefSeq and is a predicted model, not a curated record. The coding region runs from base 1 to 663 and encodes 220 amino acids. Gene Ontology annotation, molecular function: glutathione transferase activity; glutathione binding. Gene Ontology annotation, cellular component: cytoplasm. Lineage: Eukaryota; Viridiplantae; Streptophyta; Magnoliopsida; Poales; Poaceae.
AUGGAGCCCGUCGUGAAGGUGUACGGGCCGGCCAUGUCUUGGAACAUAGCCAGGGUCCUUGUGAGCCUGGAGGAGUCCGGCGUCAACUACGAGCUCGUCGCCGUCGACUUCGCCGCGGCCGAGCACAAGAGCCCCGCCCACCUCGGCAGGAACGCGUUCGGUCAGGUCCCAGUUUUGGAGGACGGUGACUUUUGCCUCUGGGAGUCGCGCGCAAUCACGAAAUAUAUAUGCCGAAAGUACAAACCUGAGCUCCUUGGGGUUGGCAAUCUCGAGGGAUCAGCAAUGGUCGAUGUGUGGCUGGAGGUGGAGGCCCACCAAUACCGUCCUCUCAUAGAGGCUAUUCUUAUGGAGGUCAGGAUCCGGCCAAUUUUCGGGCAAAGGGUUGAUGAGAGGGCCGUCGAGGAGAACAUUGAUAAGCUGAAGAAGGUGUUGGAUGUGUAUGAGUCCAGAUUGUCGAGCUCCAAGUACCUAGCUGGAGAUUUCAUCAGCCUCGCCGACCUCAACCAUGUCUCCACCAUGCUUUGCCUAGGGAUCACUAUAUACAUAUCGGUGCUCGACAUGUACCCGCAUGUAAGGGCCUGGUGGGAUGACCUGAAGGGCAGGCCAGCGGCGAGGAAGGUGUCGGAUCUAAUGCACAUGUCCGUGAAGAAUGAUCUAAAAUGAUUAUGUUGGCAACACCUAGAUCUUCCAUUAAUGUGUUUGUACUCUUUCGGUAUUUGGUCAAAGUGUUUGUGUUGAACUAGUAAAUAUUCAUGUUAUUCGAGAAAAUAUGACACACAGUGGGAAAUCAAGUCGAAAUACGAAGAAA